AUGUACAUUGAAGUGUACCCAUGGUUACUACUAUCAGUGUCAACACAUCCUGCUAGUGACAGGCAGGAAGUUCUGUGGCUGUAUCUCAUAUUCAGCAAGUGGUUCAGAUUCAGUGGAGAGGAUUGCAAGAGACCAGCCCCUCAUUGCAAAAAUCUCAGAAUUUCUCACAACAUUCUGGAUGAGAGUGGUAGCUCCCAAGAUUUUUGGAAUGCGUAUCUCAGGGAUCUUCUGCCUUUCAUUUUACCACAACUGAAUCCAGAUGCCAUAGACGACAAGGGUGCAGUGAACAAUGAUAUAUUUCCAUCAGCUUCACCUGGUAAUAACAGUAGGCCCUUAUAUCCCUUGGGAGAACACAAGGUUGUAUAGUAAAUCCCUCUCAUGCUGACAGCCCUUAAACCUGAGAGGAAAUUUAUGCUGCAGAUGCCUUGUUAAAUGUUUCAAAUAAUCCAAUGCACUACAUGUCUUCUGUCUCCCAUUAUCAAGACCAUGGUCUCACCUUUUUCCCUUGGGGUGGAGUAACAAGUGCUGGAAUAUCACUGACCAACACGUGUCCUCUGGAUAACUGGAUCAUAAUAUUUCAGACCCUUGUUCACUCACGUAGAGUAAACUUGGUAGACCUUCUGGAGUCCGGCGAUACCAUUGCAAGGGUACUUCAGCUUGUUGUCUCAGACUACAACCUCAAGCUACAUCUGGCAUCUUGGAUUUAUGUAGGAAUGAAGGUGACUUUUUCAUUAAGCUCUUGA
This is a messenger RNA of Pocillopora meandrina, 743 nucleotides long. The record is from the annotation of a GenBank genome assembly. Lineage: Eukaryota; Metazoa; Cnidaria; Anthozoa; Scleractinia; Pocilloporidae.